Rhodotorula toruloides NP11 is the source of this 939-nucleotide messenger RNA. RefSeq lists its product as uncharacterized. The record is from RefSeq and is a predicted model, not a curated record. The transcript has 5 exons. Gene Ontology annotation, molecular function: protein binding. Lineage: Eukaryota; Fungi; Basidiomycota; Microbotryomycetes; Sporidiobolales; Sporidiobolaceae. The coding region runs from base 1 to 939 and encodes 312 amino acids.
AUGUCGACCAAGCGACCCACUACAACACCUGAAGAAUGGUCCAAGCGCCUCGCAGCCGUCAACGUCUCGAAAGAUGACCUGAACCUCCUCGUCGCCAACUACCUCUUCACCGAGGGCUACCUCUCCGCCGCCGAGAACUUCUCUCGCGAAGCCGGUCUCGACACGACGCGGCUAGGUACGGCAGGCGGCGCCACGUACGACCUCGAGAGUAUUCGGAACAGGAUGGAGAUUCGGAGAGCGGUGCUCAAAGGCGAGGUUGAGACGGCGCUCGAGAAGGUGGUCGACCUGGAUCUCGAGAUCCUCGACAUUGAUCCCUCGCUGCACUUUCACCUCUUGCAACAACACCUGAUCGAGCUCAUCCGCGGCCAACACAUCCCCGAAGCGCUCGCCUUUGCGCAGAACGAGCUCGCGCCUCUCGCGGAGGAACACCCCAAGUUCCUCAAGGAGCUCGAGAAGACGAUGGCGCUUCUCGCGUUCGAGCUGCCGACGCUCGUGCCGGGCGGCGUGCAGGAGGGCAAGGAGGGCGAAGCGGGUGCGGCGGCGGCGACCGCAAGUGCGGCGGCUCCCCCGGUCGUCAAGGAGAGUAAGAAGUCGAAAAAGUCAAAGGACAAGGACGCCUCGGCAGUCGACCAGCUCUCGACCAUGCCAUCGACCAUCUCGUCCCUCCUCGACCCGUCGCAGCGGUUGCGGACCGCGCGGGAACUCAAUGCGGCGAUACUGGCGGCGCAGGGGCAUGCGGCGGAACCGAAGUUGCCGCAGUUGAUGACCAUGAUGAACUGGGGCGAAGGGCUGCUGUUGGAGAAGGGUGUGGACUGGCCAAAGUGGAAUCUCCACGAGCUCAUGUCGAGCAAGCGGCCUACGCCUUCGCCCGGCGCAGCAGCGGUCUCGUCCGCUGAAGCGCCUGCGAACGGCGACGGCGACGCGGCCAUGGCCCUUUGA